CAGAGAAGAUGAGUGAGACUUCAAGCAAAGCAAAUAUAAGGAACAGCAGUACUGUCACCAACCCUACUUACAGCACUUUAUCAAAAAGGAUGAAAACAAUGAUUGUCACCAUUGUCUUCAUUACAUGCUUUACGAAUCCAUUAUCUGCAAAUAUGUACUUCCCAGCGCUUAACGUAAUAGGACAAGAGUUACAAUUAUUAGAACAGCAAGUUCAUUGGAGUAUCACAGUUUAUAUGAUGGCUCAAGGCGUAUCGCCAUGCUUAUGGGGAUCCAUAGCUGAUACUUAUGGUCGCAGGCCUGUUUUAAUUAUUACAAUUUUAAUAUAUUUCUCCGCUUGCGUUGGUUUAGCCUGCACUCAGAACUAUAUAACGCUGCUUUUCUUAAGAAUACUUCAAGCAUUCGGCGCCAGUUCGUCUUUGGCUUUGGGAACUGGUGCUAUAGGGGACAUAUCAACACCUGAUGAACGUGGUGGCUACAUGGGUAUACUUUCAAUGGGCUCUAUGAUGGGCACACUUGUAGGCCCUGUUUUAGGUGGAAUCAUAACCUAUCAACUGGGCUGGAGAUGGAUAAUGUGGGUCUUGGCUAUUUUCGCUGGCAUAGUUUUUAUAAUGCAAAUUUGCUUAUUCCCGGAGACUCUACGGUCUUUGGUUGGGGAUGGAUCGGGUUAUGCCAAUCCGACUCCGUUACAGUAUUGGAGACAACAGAGCCUCAAUGAGGAAAAAGAUGAAACAAAUAUUUCAACGCAACACUCAGAAACGAACAAACUACAUUUGUUGAAGCCACUUCUUCAACCUUUUCUCAAUCUAAAAGAAAAAGACAUUAUCAUUCUAUUGGUAUAUAACUCUCUACAGUAUGCAAGUCUUUAUUGUGUCAUGACAAGCUCGACAAAAUUAUACUCUGAAAUUUAUGGAUUACAAGAAAUUCAAAUCGGUUUAUGUUAUCUUUCCAACGGCUUUGGAGCCUUACUCGGCUCGUAUACUUGCGGAAAAUUACUGAAUUGGAGAUUUCGCAAGAUAGCAAGGUCCUUAAAAAUUGACGAAAAAUAUACAAAAAGAGGAUCCUUAGAUCCAGAUUUUCCAAUUGAAAGAGCUAGACUGGGUGUCACAUGGAUAUGGGGACUACUUUUCAACAUUUUCAUGAUCUGUUACGGCUGGUGUCUUUUCUAUAAACUUCAUAUAGCAAUCCCGAUUAGCAUCAAUUUUAUACUGUCAUACUGCGCUACAUCGACAUUCAAUGCUGUUAGUACUCUUUUGGUUGACUUAUUUCCUAUAAAUUCAGCGGCUUGUAUUGCAUCUAAUAAUCUUGUUAGAUGUCUACUCGCAGCUCUAGCUACAUUAACGGUACAGCCUGGGCUAAAAAUAUUGAGUCCUGGAUGGUAUUUUACUACGGUCUCGUCAGUUCUAUUUGUCUCACGGAUAACCAUGUUUUUCGAGCUUAAAUUUGGACCUAAAUGGCGCGCAAAACGCCUUGAAAAACAAUCUGAAGAUAGCUCUCCAUAA
Mycotypha africana is the source of this 1499-nucleotide messenger RNA. Its product is annotated as major facilitator superfamily domain-containing protein. The record is from RefSeq and is a predicted model, not a curated record. Lineage: Eukaryota; Fungi; Mucoromycota; Mucoromycetes; Mucorales; Mycotyphaceae. Bases 9 to 1499 code for a protein of 496 amino acids. Gene Ontology annotation, biological process: transmembrane transport. The transcript is spliced from 7 exons. Gene Ontology annotation, molecular function: transmembrane transporter activity.